Molecule: messenger RNA, 1392 nt
Organism: Mus pahari (shrew mouse)
Lineage: Eukaryota; Metazoa; Chordata; Mammalia; Rodentia; Muridae
Product: zinc finger protein 431-like
Biological process (GO): regulation of immune system process; regulation of cytokine production; negative regulation of transcription by RNA polymerase II
Source: RefSeq, a predicted model, not a curated record
GAUGUAUUGACCUAUGAUGAUGUGCAUGUGAACUUUACUCGAGAAGAAUGGGCUUUGCUGAAUCCUUCACAGAAGAAUCUCUACAAAGAUGUCAUGCUGGAGACCUACAGGAAUCUGAAUGCUGUAGGCUACAAUUGGGAACACCAUAAUAUUGAAGAACAUUCUCAAAGUUCCAGAAGAUAUGAAAGGCAUGAAAGAAGUCAUACUGGAGAGAAACCCUCUGAAAAUACUCAGUGUGGUAAAGCCUUUGCAUGUCAAAAUUAUCCUCCAAGGCAUGAAAGAAUUCAUACUGGAGAGAAACCCUAUAAAGGCAUUCAGUAUGGUGAAACCUUUGUACAUCACAGUAGUCUCCAAAAGCAUAAAAUAAUACAUACUGGAGAGAAAUGCUAUAAAUGCAAUCAAUGUGAUAAAGCCUNUUCACAUUACAGUACUCUCCAAAUACAUAAAAGAACACAUACUGGAGAGAAAUCCUAUGAAUGUAAUCAAUGUGGUAAAGCCUUUGUACAACAUGGUCAUCUCAAAAUGCAUAUAAUUACACAUACUGGAGAGAAACUUUACAAAUGUGAUCAAUGUGGUAAAGCCUUUUCAUUUCAUAGUACUCUUCAAGUACAUAAAAGAAUACAUACUAGAGAAAAGUCCUGUGAAUGUGAUCAAUGUGGUAAAGCAUUCGUAGGUCAGAAUGAUCUUAAAAGACAUGAAAGAACUCAUACUGGAGAGAAAUGCUACAAAUGCAAUCAAUGUGAUGAAGCCUAUUCACAUUACAGUACUCUCCAAAUACAUAAAAGAACACAUACUGGAGAGAAACCCUAUGAAUGUAAUCAAUGUGGUAAAGCCUUUUCCUCUCAUGGUCAACUUCAAAGUCAUCAAAAAACUCAUACUGGAGAGAAACCUUACACAUGUAAUCUAUGUGGUAAAGCCUUUGUAUGUCAUAGUAGUCUGCAAGUACAUAAAAGAAGACAUACUGGAGAGAAACCCUAUAAAUGUAAGCAAUGUAGUAAAUAUUUUGCCACUUGUGGUGAAUUUCAAAGUCAUCAAAGAAAUCAUACUGGAGAGAAACCUUACUAAUGUGAUCAAUGUGGUAAAGCCCUUGGAUAUCAUAGUACUGUCCAAGUACAUAAAAGAACACAUACUGGAGAGAAACCCUAUGAAUGUGAUCAAUGUGGCAAAGCCUUUGCAAGUCAAAGGUAUUUCCAAGUACAUAAAAGAAUACAUACUGGAGAGAAACCCUAUGAAUGUAAGCAAUGUAGUAAAUCAUUUAUCUCUAGUUUUAACCUCCAACUACAUAAAAGAGCACAUACUAAAGAGUAACCCUAUGAAUGUAACCAAUGUGGUAAAGCCUUUGUCUCAAGUUAUCUCCAAGUACAUGACAACACAUACUGGAGAGAGAAGCCC